Molecule: messenger RNA, 830 nt
Organism: Seminavis robusta
Lineage: Eukaryota; Bacillariophyta; Bacillariophyceae; Naviculales; Naviculaceae
Source: the annotation of a GenBank genome assembly
AUGGAGGAGUUGCGUCGCAACCACGAUGCCCGUGCUGCUGCCCGUGAUGCUGAGAUGGAGGAGUUGCGUCGCAACCAUGAUGCCCGUGCUGACGCGUGGAUUACAGGAGUCAGCUCAGGAGUUCAUGGUGGCACAUGGCCUGGAGAACAACGCAGCCGUAUUCUCAAAUGGCUGCGCGAGAAUGAGUGUCCUUGGGAUGCAGCAACUUGUGCUCAGGCUGCCAAAGGAGGGCACCUGGAUAUCUUGCAAUGGGCUAGAGAGAACGGAUGCCCUUGGGAUGAAGAGACUUGUGCUAAGGCUGCCGAUGGAGGACACCUGGAUAUCUUGCAAUGGGCUAGAGAGAACGGAUGCCCAUGGAAUGUCACCACAUGUUCAUCCGCUGCUGGUGGGGGACAUCUAACAGUUCUUAAAUGGGCUCGUGAAAACGGCUGCCCAUGGGGUCCUGGGACCUGUGCUGUUGCUGCUAUGUAUGGUCGUCUGGAUACCCUGGAAUAUGCUCAUGAAAACGAUUGUCCUUGGAGUGAAUGGACCUGUGCUAAUGCCGCUAUGUUCGGGCAGCUCAAUACCUUGCAGUAUGCGCACGAAAAUGGGUGUCCUUGGGAUGAAGAAACCUGUGAUGUUGCAGCUAUGUGUGGCCAUUUCGAUAUCCUGAAAUAUGCUCAUGAAAAUGGUUGCCCCUCGACUGCUAACACCUAUGCUCUGAGCUUGCAGUUGGAAUGAUGAUGUCUUGGAGUAUCUCCGAACCAAUGGAUGUCCAAGGCCCCGGAAUCGAGGUCGCAACUCCUCAUAAUAAUGUAGAAACCACGUUUUGAGACCUAGUUCUAGAUUUU